Oldenlandia corymbosa var. corymbosa is the source of this 1653-nucleotide messenger RNA. The record is from the annotation of a GenBank genome assembly. NCBI's taxonomy places the organism in Eukaryota, Viridiplantae, Streptophyta, Magnoliopsida, Gentianales, Rubiaceae.
CUGGGUGUAGGAAAUAAAAUUUCCACAUACAAGUGUGUAUAACUAUGUAAUAUUAUGUAUAUGUAUGUACGUGUAGCACUAGAGAUUUGUUGGGGGGAUAAACAGGAGUUCGUAUCCGCAAUGCAGAAAAUAGAGAGAGAUAAUUUAGGGCAAAAGCCUAUUCCGGACGACCUACUCUUGGAUAUUCUGGUAUGUCUUCCAGCGAAAUCCCUAAUGCGAUUCAAAAUUGUGUGUAAAUCGUGGCAUGCUCUGAUUCGUGAUCCCCGUUUCGCUGAAUCCCAUCAUGCCGUCUCUCGGACCCGCAGGCCGGAUUCCUCACACGUUCUGCUUUAUGUCACCACCGAAAAUGCACCGGCACUUCGCCGAUGGAUGAGUAUCUUUCCGGUUCAACCAAGAUGGGGUAUCUUCCCGGUAAAACUUGAUGAUGGGAUUUUGUCCAAUCAUCUUCCCGUACACAUGUUUGAUGGUGCAUCAGCAUAUGAUGAAAAUAAAUGGUUUCAUCGCGCAAAGUUUAUCAGUGCGACAAAUAUCGUCAACGGCCUGAUCUGUCUAUGGGUGGAGAAAGAAUAUCAAUUUGAAUUGCUCAAUCUCACGACUAAGGAAAAGGUGCCUCUCCCUAGAUCAGAACUUUGGCUUCAUUCCCGCAAUCCAUGCAAUCCCGCACAUUAUUUGGGGUUUGAUCCAAUCAAAAAACAAUAUAAAGUACUAAUCCGUUUUGGAGAGGGUGAAUAUUUCAUCAUCACUUUUAGCGGUGAUAAGCGCAUGUCUUGGAGGAAGGUUGAUGGUUUACCGCAGCUAGGUAUCUAUAGAAGAAGAGAGAACACAUGCGUGGAUGGUGCAAUAUAUUGGCAUACAUAUUCACAUGUUUGUGAGCUUCCUAAUUGUGAGGGUUGGGAGGAGAAGAAUGUGCAGUAUUUUGAGGUUGGACAGGAGAAAUUUAACGUACUUCCAGUUCAUGAUCACGUAGGUAAUGAACCGGUUGAUUCUGUGUUCCAAACAGAAGUAGGUGGCAAAUUCACCUUGGCAUUCUUAAACAGAUCCCACAGUCAUGGUACUACUGAUCAAAUCACAUUGUGGAGAUUAAUUAAUAGACGCGACCAGGAUUGGGUUAGAUCCAGAAUCGAGCUACCGAGUUGGUUGCUUGUUGGCCGCCGAUACCUUAGCUUCUCUGGCAGCACAAAUACAGGUGAUAUGCUCGUUAAAAUAUCAAAUCUUUAUGCUUGUGAUACUUUGAUCUUUUGUGAUUUGGAAGAGGACAAAAAGCAUGCAACUCUUAAGCUGAUGUCUACGGAUAAGUUUUCUGAUUGGAUACCCACUCCAAUGCCCACUUAUGCUGCCUUUAGGCAUCAUGUAGAAAACAUUCUUCCUUUGAAUCUUUUAAACGACAUGAGAAAAGGCUAGACGAGCCAUGCAUUCAGACAAGUAAACUUUAUAGCGGAGUAUCACGCAUCGAAUUCAAUUGGUUAUCAACUUCUUUCUGAUCUUCCCUUCCCGAAGGUGUGAGAUGCAUGGUGCAAUUGGUAUUUUGCAUAAAUGAAGUAUAGCAGUUUUAUUUUUAUUUUUAGACGCUAUCAAGCCAAUUUCUUGUCUAUUUUAUUUCCUUUUUAUACAUCAAUUGUUCUCUGGGUUUCAGUUCAAUGAUUAGCAUUCGAG